AUGCCACGGUCGCCAAAGGCUGAAGCCUCUCUUUAUGUCUUCGCUAAGGCCAAACUACCGCUUGACACGCUCGGUCGAGUGUUCUCUUUCGCCUGGACGCUACGAGAUGCGCUGGCUGACAAGCUGGUGGACGUGGUGACGGUACUGCUGGCCACACGUGACUCUCCGUGCUCUCCAGGACUUGCGGACAUCAUCGCCGCCUCGGGUCAAUUGGACAUGCUGCAAGUGCUGCAUUUAUUCCAGGCCGAGGGUUUCUCAACUGACGCGAUGGACGGGGCGGCUAGUAGCGGGUACCUGGAUGUGGUGCGCUUCCUGCACUCGAACAGAAGCGAGGGCUGCACUAAACGAGCGGUGGAUGGCGCUCUGGGCGCGCAUCACUUCGAUGUGGUGCGUUUCCUCAUCCAGAGCCGACCCGAGAAGUGGUCAGGGCGAGCGACUCGCUGGGCGGCUGAGAACGACGAUCUGCAGGCUGUUCGAGACAUCCUCAAGAAGAACAAGGACACCCCCACAGCUGAGGCCAAGGUCGUGGCCUACAAACGGAAGCAGACGCAGAUGCUCAAGGUUUUGUAUGAGGAAGGAACGGAUGCGCGUCCGUCGUACACUUUGGUACACGCCUGCGCGGACAGAGACCUGGAGAUGGCAAAAUAUUUUACUUCAAAGGGCGAGGGCUUUGUCAAGAGCGCAAUGUCUGAGGCCAUAGCGGCAGGGGCGCUGGGGAUUGUCAAGCACCUGCACGAGAACGUGUCUCAGAGAUACACUGAGGCUAGUAGAGUGGUGCCGAUGCAAGAAGCAGCGUUGAAAGGACAGCUCGAGGUGCUGCAGUACUUGAACGAACACGCACCGGAGUUGUCGUGUACUUCACGAGCGAUGGAUGACGCUGCAGCGGGGGGAUUCUUGGACACUAUCAGGUAUUUACACGAGACUCGGGAGGAAGGAUGCACCACUCGCGCGAUGGAUCGCGCUGCUACCAAAGGGCAUCUCGACGUGGUGAAGUUUCUGCAUGAGAAUCGACAAGAAGGAUGCACGACACACGCUAUGGACUACGCCGCGCUAUGGGGCCACCUAGAUGUCGUACGCUUUCUACAUGAGAACCGCCAAGAAGGUUGCACUGCGAGAGCCUUCAACGAAGCAGCUCUGCGUGGACACGUGCAGGUGGUCGAGUUCCUCCUUUACAAUCGACCAGAUAGAUGCAAUGUCGCCCAAGGGAUAAAGCUGGCACGUCAGCGGAAGUGUCAAGCGGUACUCGAGCUAUUGGAGUCACUUCCAAGCGGACUAGCUCGCGCACUUUGA
Messenger RNA from Phytophthora infestans T30-4, 1290 nucleotides. RefSeq lists its product as uncharacterized. NCBI's taxonomy places the organism in Eukaryota, Oomycota, Peronosporomycetes, Peronosporales, Peronosporaceae. Gene Ontology annotation, molecular function: protein binding. The record is from RefSeq and is a predicted model, not a curated record. The transcript has a single exon. Bases 1 to 1290 code for a protein of 429 amino acids.